AUGGCACCCUCGGAUUUGAUUGACUUCGAGGUCAUUGAGGGACAUAAGGAGAACAUUCAAGCACUACCAAGUGGCCGAUCAGCAAGAGCUUUGGCAGCCCUCUACUCGCCGCCAUUGACUAGCGGACAACGAACCUCCCUCUCUAACGAUGCCCACGAUGGAGAGUGCAAAGAAUACGAAGACGAGCUCGCCUUGAUUGACGAAGCAGACGACCCUCUCGACAUCUACGACCGCUACGUCAAGUGGACCCUCGACACAUAUCCAUCGGCACAAUCAACACCACAAUCGCAAUUACUACCCCUCCUCGAGCGUGCCACCAGAGCUUUCCUUUCUUCAUCACAAUACAAGAACGACCCGCGCUACCUGAAGCUCUGGCUGCACUACAUCCGCUUCUUCUCGGAUGCCCCACGAGAGACAUUCGUCUUCCUCAACCGUCAAGGAAUCGCAGAGUCGCUCGCACUCUACUAUGAAGAAUUCGCUGCUUGGCUAGAGCAGGCCGGCCGAUGGACACAGGCAGAAGAGGUUUACAACAUGGGUAUCGAGAAGGGCGCUACACCUGUCGCACGUCUGACAAGGAAGUUCAACGAGUUCCAGCAACGCAAUGCUGCUCGUCCUCAAGAUGUCCCCGAACCAACAAGCCCUGCUCUUCCCGUCGCUCGCGCGGUCCUUGGUGCCAAAGUCGAUCCCUUCGCUGCUGCAACUACACCACAACAAACAGCCAAGUCCACUACUUCAAAGAAGCCUAAGGCUGGAAAGAUGGCCAUCUUUACCGACGAAGCACCACAAGAUCAGAGCGCUUUCGGAACUCCUGGCGAGAAGAACGGUUGGGACAGUAUCGAGUCGAUCCAGAACAGAAAGAAGGAGAACACCAUUGCGCCCAAACCAAUGGCUGGAGAGACGUUGAAGACGGGCAAGACAAACACAGGUGUUCAGAAGAUGGCCAUUUUCAGGGUAAGCGAUUCAUUCCCCUAUCCUCUUUUUACUAAACAUGCUUCCCAACGAGUCAUCAAUCUCAAGACGGGUAGACCUGAAUGUGUAUUCGUGAAUCUUGAAGCUGUCUAUCCUGACCCCAGCGACCCUUCAAUCGAGUUCUGCUUCGAAGAACUAAGAGCCAGGCAUCGCGGUUGGCUGGAUCGUGAUUGGGCUGCUGAACGAAGACAGGCUCAAUCUACUAAUCAAGCACAGAAGACUGCGCCAGUUAAUCAACAACCGAAGGAGCAAAAGCAUGAUUCCGAGAACAAGCCAUCACCUGCACAACCCGCACCUCUUACAAUUGACACUUCUCUCAAGGUCGUUCCUAUCAGAGAUGAAAACGACGAGAACAGACCUCCAUCCAAGGCCGAUGUUGAACUUGCAAAGAGAAUGCGACGCGAAGAGCGUGCGAACCGAACACGCAAGAUCAAGGUCAUGGACGUCGAGCAUGUGCAGGAAAAGACUCAGACCAUCAAAGUCAACAUGGACUCACCCUCGGGAAAGAAGCUACGCAAGAAGAAGGUCGCUGAGCCUACAAUGACCAUCAACACAAAGGAAGCCAUGGACGAGAUUUACGGCAUCUUCAGUCAACCUGUAAAGACUGCUGCAGACGAGGAGCCAGAAGAGUCAGAGAGCGAAGAAGAUAGCGAUGAUGAUAGUGACGAUGACUAUAGCAGCGAUGGAGAAGACACAACUACUGGCCAUGUCUCGGCUGCAGGAAGCGAAUAUGGUGACGAAACUCGACGAGAAAUUCUUGCAUCGCAACAAUCAUCCAAGGAAGAAACGACACAAGAAGAAGACGACGACGAUGACGAAGAUAAGACCAACGUCAGUGCUUGGUCUGACUACGACCAAAGCAAGCCUGUGACUGAAACUGCAACCUCUGCACAUUCUAAGGACGAAGAAGAGUUGUCGACACCGAUAGAGGAGAUACCUGCACCAUCUUAUGGAGAGAAUGGUGAGCAAAAGACGAAGUACGUCCCAUUGCCACCUGAGGGUUAUGAACCUGUAAGGUCACAGUAUAGGGAUCCUGUCAUCGUUGCUCAGAACCGUCUACCUUUUAUGACUCCCAUUGUCGAGCAUACUGAGUCUUCUAUUGGUGCUGCGACCAUCCGUGCCGAGCUGGAGAAGGGUUUUGCAGCUAAGACACCAUCAAGACAGAAUCACGGCAAUGCAGACAUCGAGGAGGAAGACGAGGAUGAAGAUGAAGAUGAAGACAGUCUCAUGAGCAGUCCCUUCCAAGUCCUCAGCGGUGCAGACCUCGAGAACAAACGCAAGAUCUUACAACCAAUCCGCACGAAAACGACAAAGGGGAUAGUAUCUCUGAACGAAGACGUCGCUGCUAAGCCAAAACCACUUGCCCUUCGCCCAGCAACGACUGCAGAGCCCAUCAACAAAGGUCCCAUCAUCAAAGAUCCUCAGAUCAACCCUGUAGAUCCAGAAAUCCGUGCAACAAUCUUGUCACAAAUUCACCCACCAUUGAGCUCAUACGAAGGCUACUAUGAACACAAAACCAUUCAGCACGCACGCACACCCGAGAUCCGCAAAUACUCAAAAGCAGUCGGCAAAGGCAAGACUGCAACAGACAAGAGCAGUGCAUCGCUACCUCCAGCUCCUAUCCUCGCUUUUGCACACUCUUCCAGCAAAUACACACUCAAACGCGAACUCGGCGCUGGUGCCUUUGCUCCUGUCUACCUGAUUGAAAACCACAACCCAACUCCCUCAGCCGAGAACACCAACAACGAGAACGACGAAAAUGCACCUGUGAUGGGUCAAGGUGCUUUCUCUGCCAUCCAACGCCAUACCUUCGAAGCACUCAAAAUGGAAGACCCACCCUCAGCCUGGGAAUUCUACAUGUUGCGACAAGUGCACCGUCGUCUGGGCGUCUCGCGCGCAACCGAAUCCGUCAUCCACGCCUACGAAAUGCACAUUUUCCGCGACGAAGGCUUCUUGAUUGAAGAAUUUAGAGGUCAGGGCACCUUACUCGAUCUCAUCAAUGUGGCUAGGGCAGAAGCAGGAGGAACUCUAGACGAAGCACUAGCUAUGUUCUUUGCCGUCGAGUUGAUUCGCACGGUAGAGGCUUUACACUCCAAAGGCCUUAUACAUGGAGACUUGAAAGGCGACAAUGUGUUAGUUCGUCUCGAAGACACGGCUACUUGGUCAUCAACCUACGACCCUUCCGGCAGCAACGGUUGGAAAUCAAAGGGUGUUUCUCUGAUCGACUUUGGUCGCGGCAUCGACAUGCGCGUCUUCGCCCCUGACGUCCAAUUCGUUGCCGAUUGGGAAACUUCCUCAGCAGACUGUGCAGAGAUGCGCGAACUACGUCCUUGGACCUACCAAGUCGAUUACCACGGUCUCGCGGGCCUGCUCCACUCCCUCCUCUUCGGCAAAUACAUGUCCACGAUCGCCGAGAAGAACGGCGGACUAGGAGCAGGAGCAACCAAACACUACAAGAUCAAAGAAGGCUUGAAGAGGUACUGGCAGCAAGAGAUUUGGGGACAAGCGUUUGAGAUGCUUUUGAAUCCGCAAAUGUUUGUCCAGCAAGAGGAAGGUAUGAGGAUGCCUUUGUGCAAAGGACUCAAGGGCUUGAGAGAGAAGAUGGAGGCGUGGUUGGUCGGGAAUUGUGAUAAAGGUGUUGGACUUAAGACGAUGGUUAGGAAGAUGGAAGAGGCUGUUAAGGCGAGGAAGAGGUAG
This is a messenger RNA of Aureobasidium melanogenum CBS 110374, 3666 nucleotides long. RefSeq lists its product as uncharacterized. Lineage: Eukaryota; Fungi; Ascomycota; Dothideomycetes; Dothideales; Saccotheciaceae. The transcript is spliced from 3 exons. The coding region runs from base 1 to 3666 and encodes 1221 amino acids. The record is from RefSeq and is a predicted model, not a curated record. Gene Ontology annotation, biological process: protein phosphorylation; mitotic spindle assembly checkpoint signaling; meiotic sister chromatid cohesion, centromeric. Gene Ontology annotation, molecular function: protein kinase activity; ATP binding.